GACAAGUUUUGGGUAAUUGAGAGAAAGUUUGUACUGGGAGAGGUUUCUUACCAACAAUUUUGGGGUAAAGAGUGGAGAUGUGUUUUUUAUAAAAAAUUAUACCAGUAGGAAGAUUGAAAUGGAUAUGUUUAGUUUUGAAAAGUUAUGGCACAAACAAUUCGUGUUGAUUCUCGUGGCAAAGUUUCUUCCAACUCAAUUACAUAUUUCUAUUUGCUAUUUUGUUUCAGGAAAGGUGUAACCUUUCGUUUCUUCAUCAUUUGGCCAAUUUCUUGUAAAAACAGAAAAAAGUUAGAAUAACAUUGUGUAAAAGCAAAGAAUUUAUUUUAAUGCAUGUUUGUGGGGAGAAUCAGAAUGUUGAUCUCGAAAGCAACCUACUUCGUGGUUCUGAACAUCAAAAUCAAAAGCAGCAGCCCCACUAAUAGACACAAGGUUGUGGUCUAAGCAAAGGAUAACUUGUGAAAUCCGAAAACCUUCACUUAGUAACCUUGUGUAUAAAUUCCACCAGGGUAUCCACCCAAAGCAAACUAGAAAAUCUUUGAGUUUCUUGGGAAUUCAAUAGCCCCAUUACUAUACUUUUUCUAAGUGUUGUACCAACGAUCAAAUCCAAAAGGGGAUUAGGAUACUAUAGCGUUUAGUGAGAGGAAAAUGUCUGAUUGGGGUCCAGUGUUUGUGGCUGUGGUGCUGUUCGUCCUGUUAACGCCGGGUCUGCUGGUUCAGGUGCCGGGUCGCAGCCGAUUUGUUGAGUUUAGCAACUUUCAGACGAGUGGAGUGUCGAUAUUGGUUCACUCACUUGUCUAUUUCGCCCUCAUUUGCAUCUUCUUAUUAGCCAUUGGGGUUCAUAUGUACACGGUAUUCUCUCUGUUAAUGGCGGACUGGGGACCAGUGCUCAUCGGAGUAGUACUCUUCAUACUGCUGCAACCUGGACUUCUAUUUCAGAUACCGGGUAAUAACCGUACUCUCGAAUUUGGGAGCAUGAAGACUAAUGGAAAGGCGAUUGCUGUUCAUACUCUUAUUUUCUUUACACUCUAUGCUAUUCUCAUUCUCGCUGUUCAUGUUCAUAUCUAUACUGGAUGAUCCUGUAGUAACACUACUCCAGAUCUUCUCCUCCUUUUAUGCUACUACCAUUUUCACUAAUCCAACUUGUAAGCCCUAUUUUCUCGCUGAACUUAAGAUCUGUUUCUUUGUAAUUUUGUUUUCAAGCGGAAAUAUCAGAAUUGCUCGCGUUUAUUAUA
Solanum tuberosum (potato) is the source of this 1232-nucleotide messenger RNA. RefSeq lists its product as uncharacterized. The transcript has 3 exons. The record is from RefSeq and is a predicted model, not a curated record. The coding region runs from base 646 to 1074 and encodes 142 amino acids. NCBI's taxonomy places the organism in Eukaryota, Viridiplantae, Streptophyta, Magnoliopsida, Solanales, Solanaceae.